AUGACCCCGCCCCAUUCUCCCGCUUUCCAUGACCCCGCCCCAUUCUCCCUCUUUCCAUCACCCCGCCCCAUUCUCCCGCUUUCCAUCACCCCGCCCAAUUCUCCCGCUUUCCAUCACCCCGCCCCUUUCUCCCGAUUCUCCGCUUUCCAUCACCCCGCCCAUUCUUCCGCUUUCUAUCACCCCGCCCUCUCCUCUAUCCAUAACCCUGCCCCAUUCUCCCUCUUUCCAUCACCCCGCCCCAUUCUCCCGCUUUCCAUCACCCCGCCCCAUUCUCCGCUUUCCAUCACCCCGCCCCAUUCUCCCGCUUUCCAUCACCCUGCCCCAUUCUCCCGCUUUCCAUCACCCCGCCCCAUUCUCCCGCUUUCCAUCACCCGCCCCAUUCUCCCGCUUUCCAUCACCCCGACCCAUUCUCCCGCUUUCCAUCACCCGGCCCCAUUCUCCCUCUUUCCAUCACCCCGCCCCAUUCUCCCGCUUUCCAUCACCCCGACCCAUUCUCCCGCUUUCCAUCACCCCGCCCCAUUCUCCCUCCUUCCAUCACCCCGCCCCAUUCUCCCUCUUUCCAUCACCCCGCCCCAUUCUCCCGCAUUCCAUCACCCCGCCCCAUUCUCCCUCUUUCCAUCACCCGCCCCAUUCUCCCGCUUUUCAUCACCCCGCCCCAUUCUCCCUCUUUCCAUCACCCUGCCCCAUUCUUCCGCUUUCCAUCACCCCGCCCCAUUCUCCCUCUUUCCAUCACCCCGCCCCAUUCUCCCGCUUUCCAUCACCCCGCCCCGUUCUCCCGCUUUCCAUCACCCCGCCCCAUUCUCCUCGUUCCAUCACCCCGCCCCAUUCUCCCUCUUUCCAUCACCCCGCCCCAUUCUCCCUCUUUCCAUCACCCCGCCCCAUUCUCCCUCUUUCCAUCACCUCGCCCCAUUCUCCCGCUUUCCACCACCCCGCCCCAUUCUCCCUCUUUCCAUCACCCCGCCCCAUUCUCCCGCUCUCCAUCACCCCGCCCCAUUCUCCCGCUUUCCAUCACCCCUCCCCAUUCUCCCGCUUUCUAUCACCCCGCCCCAUUCUCCCGCUUUCCAUCACCCCGCCCGAUUCUCCCGCUUUCCAUUACCCCGCCCCAUUCCCUCUUUCCAUCCCCUGCCUCAUUCUCCCUCUUUCCAUCACCCCGCCCCAUUCUCCAGCUCUACAUCAUCCUGCCCCAUUCUCCCUCUUUCCAUCACCCCGCCCUAUUCUCCCGCUUUCCAUCACCCCGCCCCAUUCUCCCGCUUUCCAUCACCCCACCCCAUUCUCCCGCUUUCCAUCACCCCGCCCCAUUCUCCCGCUUUCCAUCAUCCCGCCCCAUUCUCCCGCUUUCCAUCACCCCGACCCAUUCUCCCUCUUUCCAUCACCCCGCCCCAUUCUCCCGCUUUCCAUCACCCCGCCCCAUUCUCCCGCUUUCCAUCACCGCGCCCCAUUCUCCCGCUUUCCAUCACCCCGCCCCAUUCUCCCGCUUUCCAUCACCCCGCCCCAUUCUUCCGCUUUCCAUCACCCCGCCCCAUUCUCCCUCUAUUAUCACCCCGCCCCAUUCUCCCUCUAUCCAUCACCCCGCCCCAUUCUCCCGCUUUCCAUCACCCCGCCCCAUUCUCCCGCUUUCCAUCACCCCGCCCCAUUCUCCGGCUUUCCAUCACCCUGCCCCAUUCUCCCGCUUUCCAUCACCCGCCCCAUUCUCCCGCUUUCCAUCACCCUGCCCCAUUCUCCCGCUUUCCAUCACCCCGACCCAUUCUCCCGCAUUCCAUCACCCCGCCCCAUUCUCCCGCUUUCCAUCACCCCGCCCCAUUCUCCCGCAUUCCAUCACCCCGCCCCAUUCUCCCUCUUUCCAUCACCCGCCCCAUUCUCCCGCUUUUCAUCACCCCGCCCCAUUCUCCCGCUUUCCAUCACCCUGCCCCAUUCUUCCGCUUUCCAUCACCCCGCCCCAUUCUCUCGCUUUCCAUCACCCCGCCCCAUUCUCCCUCUUUCCAUCACCCCGCCCCAUUCUCCCGCUUUCCAUCACCCCGCCCCGUUCUCCCGCUUUCCAUCACCCCGCCCCAUUCUCCCUCUUUCCAUCACCCUGCCCCAUUCUCCCUCUUUCCAUCACCCCGCCCCAUUCUCCCUCUUUCCAUCACCCCGCCCCAUUCUCCCUCUUUCCAUCACCUCGCCCCAUUCUCCCGCUUUCCAUCACCCGCCCCAUUCUCCCUCUUUCCAUCACCCCGCCCCAUUCUCCCGCUUUCCAUCACCCCGCCCCAUUCUCCCGCUUUCCAUCACCCCGCCCGUUCUCCCGCUUUCCAUCACCCCGCCCCAUUCUCCCUCCUUCCAUCACCCCGCCCCAUUCUCCCUCUUUCCAUCACCCGCCCCCAUUCUCCCUCUUUCCAUCACCCCGCCCCAUUAUCCCUUUCCAUCACCCCACCCCAAUUCUCCCGCUUUCCAUCACCCCGCCCCAUUCUCCCUCUUUCCAUCACCCCGCCCCAUUCUCCCUCUUUCCAUCACCCCGCCCCAUUCUCCCGCUUUCGUUCACCCCGCCCCAUUCUCCCGCUUUCCAUCACCGCGCCCCAUUCUCCCGCUUUCCAUCACCCCGCCCCAUUCUCCCGCUUUCCAUCACCCCACCCCAUUCUCCCUCUUUCCAUCACCCCGCCCCAUUCUCCCUCUUAUUAUCACCCCGCCCCAUUCUCCCGAUUUCCAUCACCCCGCUCCAUUAUCCCGCUUUCCAUCACCCCGCCCUAUUCUCCCGCUUUCCAUCACCCCGCCCCAUUCUCCCGCUUUCCAUCACCCCGUCCCAUUCUCCCUCUUUCCAUCACCCCGCCCCAUUCUCCCUCUUUCCAUCACCCUGCCCCAUUCUCCCUUCAGCUCUACAUCACCCUGCCCCAUUCUCCCUCUUUCCAUCACCCCGCCCCAUUCUCCCGCUUUCCAUCACCCGCCCCAUUCUCCCGCUUUCCAUCACCUCGCCCCAUUCUCCCGCUUUCCAUCACCCCGCCCCAUUCUCCCGCUUUCUAUCACCCCGCCCCAUUCUCCCUCUAUCCAUCACCCCGCCCCAUUCUCCCUCUUUCCAUCACCCCGGCCCAUUCUCCCGCUUUCCAUCACCCCGCCCGAUUCUCCCGCUUUCCAUCACCCCGCCCAAUUCUCCCGCUUUCCAUCACCCCGCCCCAUUCUCCCUCUUUCCAUCACCCCGCCUCAUUCUCCCGCUUUCCAUUUCCCCGCCCCAUUCUCCCGCUUUCCAUGACCCCGCCCCAUUCUCCCGCUUUCCAUGACCCCGCCCCAUUCUCCCUCUUUCCAUCACCCCGCCCCCUUCUCCCGCUUUCCAUCACCCUGCCCCAUUCUCCCGCUUUCCAUCACCCCGCCCCAUUCUCCCGCUUUCCAUCACCCCGCCCCAUUCUUCCGCUUUCCAUCACCCCGCCCCAUUCUCCCUCUAUCCAUCACCCCGCCCCAUUCUCCCUCUUUCCAUCACCCCGCCCCAUUCUCUCGCUUUCCAUCACCCCGCCCCAUUCUCCCGCUUUCCAUCACCCCGUCCCAUUCUCCCGCUUUCCAUCACCCGCCCCAUUCUCCCGCUUUCCAUGA
This is a messenger RNA of Closterium sp. Yama58-4, 3552 nucleotides long. Lineage: Eukaryota; Viridiplantae; Streptophyta; Zygnematophyceae; Desmidiales; Closteriaceae. The record is from the annotation of a GenBank genome assembly.